This is a messenger RNA of Chelmon rostratus (copperband butterflyfish), 5232 nucleotides long. It is a transcript of the gene cngb1a, whose product is annotated as cyclic nucleotide gated channel subunit beta 1a. The record is from RefSeq and is a predicted model, not a curated record. Gene Ontology annotation, biological process: retina homeostasis; monoatomic cation transmembrane transport. The transcript has 40 exons. Lineage: Eukaryota; Metazoa; Chordata; Actinopteri; Chaetodontiformes; Chaetodontidae. Bases 70 to 3933 code for a protein of 1287 amino acids. Gene Ontology annotation, molecular function: intracellularly cGMP-activated cation channel activity; cGMP binding; protein-containing complex binding. Gene Ontology annotation, cellular component: intracellular cyclic nucleotide activated cation channel complex; photoreceptor outer segment; plasma membrane.
UGCAGGUCUUCACUACUUCUUCACCGCAGCUUUGUGGGAUGCUGCUGGACCCUGACUGAACAACUCAGGAUGUUGAGCUGGGUGGUCAAAGUCGUUCCCCAGCCGCCUGAGCCCCCACCCAAGAAAGAUGACGAACAGAAGGAGGAGAAACCAGCUGCUGCCCCGCCCCCUGCAGUGCCCCCACCCCCUGUUCAGGAGAAGAAGGUGACGUUUGAGGACGAGUGUAAACCUGAAGCUCCAACAGCCGACAAACCCCCGCAGGACGCACAGGUAGCAGAGAACAGUGCGGCGCCUGAGCCUCAGCCUGGCGUGUUGACGUGGAUCAGCAGCGCCCUGCCUCAACCCGCCGUCUCGCCGAAGCUGAGUCGAGCCAACUCCACCUCCAAGGAGGAGAGCGCAGCAACCAGUAAACCUGAAGACGAAAAAGGGAUGAUAGCUUGGCUCGCUCAGGGUUUGGAGAAGGUUGUUCCUCAUGUUCCUGACGUGAAGAGCAAAGAGUCUCCACCAGCUGAGCCGCCCACUGAGGUGUGUCCAGCAGCAGCUGCACCAGCUGCAGAGCCUCAGGUGACGGUGGUGGAGGUGGAGUCAGACCGAGAGGAGCAGAAAGACAACAUACCUGUCCCACCCAGGAUGAUAGACUGGAUCAAACACAGUAUAGAGAAGGUGAUUCCUCAGCCGGAGAUUCAUGUUCGCUCAAAGACAGACGUCGGCGAGAAGACUGACGCUCCUUCAGCUAAAGCUGAAGCUCCAGCACCAGAACCUCCUCCAGCCCCCAAACCAGCCGCUGACACUGAGAGGUCUUCCAGAGAAGCAGAGCAGCAGGCCAAUGUGGUGGACUGGAUCAUGAGUGGGAUUGGUCGCAUGUUGCCUCAGCCGGUACAGAAGCAGGACUACGGCAGUGACGAGGUGCAGAGCAUCAGCAUCGCGCAGAAGAAGACAGACCUGGUUCUGGAGGACGUGGAACAGGACACGGAGGCCAAGCAGCAGCAGUCGGAGGUGAAAGAGAUACAAGACGCAGAGACGGCAAUGGAUCAACUGACUCCACUGAUGGACACCACCAAGAAGGAGGCUGGAGAGGCAGUUUCAGCUCACAUGGAGGAAAGGCUGCAGCAGGAGCGUCUGGAGGCGGCCCGCAUCGCGGAGGAGAUGGCCAGGAAGGCAGCAGAGGAGGCAGUCCGGCAGCUGGAGGUGGAGCAUUCAGCUAAGAUCGUCAUAGAGACGCUGCCGGAGUCCAAUGAGCAACUGCCCAACAUCCUGGAGGAGGAGAAUGAGGACGACCCAGAGCUGCGGCACCUGCAGGAGGAAAGUGAAGACAGCGCAGACAAUAGGAGCCCUGAGGAAGAGAAAGUAACAGAGGGAAAUAACAAAGCCACUGUCGAGGAAGAGCAAAAACCAGAUCAGGAAAACCUCACGAGGUGCCUGGUGGACAUCUGUCCAGCUGAGGACGAAGCAACUCCUUCAUCAACAGAUGUAGAACCAGCAUCGGAGAAGAGAGACCUGGAGAGUCCAGUCUCCCAGUCGAUCACCCAACAACCGGAGCCACAACCUCCAGAGGCCGAGACCGCCACCACAAAUCAGGCCAAUUCAGCAGCAGCAGAACAAGAAGGUGGACGUGGAGGGAGCUGUGGUGGAGGUGUGGGCGGAGCUCCGGGGCUGACGGUGGAGGGUGUGCAUCAGGGUCAGGGAAAAGGCCUGAAGCUCCCCGAAAUUCUCACAACCCCAGAACCGGAGUCCGGGACUCUGACGGUCCACAACAUCCCGCUGUCAAAGCUCAGUCCUUCAGAUGAUCUCUCUGUAGAUGAGGACGAUGGAGAACUGUCGAGGCUGAAGACCUGGUCCAAUCAGGGAGACCUGCUGACGGCUGAUGAUGAGAUGCGUCCUCUGUCAGCGGCCAGCGUGGGCAGCGUGGUGAUCCAGGACCGUCUGAACCAGCUCGUCACGUCAUUUAAAGGUCGGACGGAUCAACGACGAGAGCGGCUGGUGGACCCGGACGAGUCCGAGGAAGAAAGUCCCUCAGCCUCUCCAAGCAAAGCUCCUCCACCUCCCCCUCCUCCUCCUCCACCAGGAGAAGAGAAGAAGGACGAUGCUCCUGCAGCAGCCGAGGAAGAGGAGGAGGAGAAGGAGAUCGAGCUCCCCUUUAAAAUUUUGGGACAACCAGUAAAAAUUCCCAGACUGCCCAAACUGCCCAAACUGCCGGACUGGCUGCGAGUGAUCGUGGAGUACCGCUUCCCCUCCAGCAUCGACCCCUUCACAGAUCUGAUCUACGUGAUCUGGCUGUUCUUCGUCGUGGCGGCGUGGAACUGGAACGUGUGGCUGAUCCCCGUCCGCUGGGCGUUUCCCUACCAAACCGCCGAAAACAUCCACCUGUGGCUGCUGGCCGACUACACCUGCGACCUCAUCUACAUCACCGACAUCCUCGUCUUCCAGCCCAGGCUGCAGUUCGUCCGCGGAGGAGACAUCGUGUGUGACAAAAAGGACAUGAGAGAAAACUACAUGACCACGGAGAGGUUUAAGAUGGACGUCAUCAGUCUGUUUCCGAUGGAGGUCUUCUAUUAUUUCACUGGAGUGAAUUCUCUGCUGAGGUUCCCUCGUCUGCUGAAGUACAUGGUUUUCUUCGAGUUCAACGACAGAAUGGAAGCCGUGAUGAAGAAAGCCUACAUCUACAGGGUGAUCCGGACCUCCACCUACCUGCUGUACUCUCUGCACAUCAACGCCUGUCUCUUCUACUGGGGCUCCGACUAUGAAGGACUGGGAUCCACCAAGUGGGUCUACAAUGGAAAAGGCAACGCCUACAUCCGCUGCUACUAUUUUGCAGUGAAGACGCUGAUCACCAUCGGAGGACUGCCGGACCCCACCACUGUCUUCGAGAUCUGCUUCCAGCUCAUCAACUACUUCGUUGGCGUCUUUGCUUUCUCGAUCAUGAUUGGUCAGAUGAGAGACGUGGUCGGAGCAGCGACGGCCGGCGAGAACUACUACCGCGCCUGCAUGGACAGCACCGUCAAAUACAUGAACUCCUACAGCAUCCCCCAGGACGUCCAGAACCGCAUCAAGACCUGGUACGACUACACCUGGAAGAGCCAGGGCAUGCUGGACGAACAGGAGCUGCUGGUGCAGCUUCCCACUAAGAUGAGGCUGGACAUCGCUGUGGACGUCAACUACGCCAUCGUCAGUAAAGUCGCCCUGUUUCAGGGCUGUGACAGACAGAUGGUGUUCGACAUGCUGACGAGGCUGAAGUCUGUUGUCUACCUGCCGGGAGACUUUGUCUGUAAAAAGGGGGAGAUCGGCAGGGAGAUGUACAUCAUCAAACAGGGGGAGGUUCAGGUGGUGGGCGGUCCUGACCUGCAGACGGUGUUCGUCACCAUCAGGGCCGGCUCUGUGUUUGGAGAGAUCAGUUUGCUGGCGGGAGGCGGAGGGAACCGACGUACAGCCAACGUGAAGGCGCACGGAUUCGCUAACCUCUUCAUCCUGGACAAGAAGGACCUGGCAGAGAUCCUGGUGCACUACCCGGAGUCCCAGAAACUCCUCCGCAAGAAGGCCAAGACGAUGCUGACGAAGGAUAAGAAGCCUGAUGAGAAGGACGCAGCUAAAGAGGCGAUACAGGUCAUCCCGGCCAGACCCGACACACCCAAAAUGUUCAAGGCGGCUCUGAAGGUGACGGAGCACGCAGGAAUCGAGGGGGCCCUCAGCAAGCUGAGACAAACCUACAAACCGUCUGAGGGCUCAGAGGCUCCCGUCCCCCCUCCCUCUCCGAUACACCGCCGCUCUCCGGUCCCUCUCGCUCCGGUCCGGGACGACGACGACGCCGUGUCGGAGACCGCCGACAGCUUGGUCGUCAUCAGGAUGACGUCACGCCAGGAAGGAGAGGAGGUGCUCACUGUGGAGGUGAUGCCCGGGGAGGGAGAGGAGGAGGAGAAGAAGAGGGGGGAGGAGUGAUUGGAUCACAGGACACAUUCUGCUUCCCAGAAGGCCUUGCGGCAGCCUCCAGAGAGGAGCUGUGGGUUUCAGGUGGAGGAGGAGUGGUCUCUGGUCUCUGUUUCUUCUUCUCUGGUGGAUUUUUCUCCCUGCUGUGAAACUCAGCUUCCUGCUUUCAAGAACAUUUUGAAUUUCUGCAUUAAAACCUGACAGAAAGCUGCAGUCAGAAUCUGAGCUAAAACAUCAUCAUCAUCAUCAUCUUCAUCAGUGCGUUUUCUUCCUCUGUAGCUGCUUCUCGUUUUAAAUCAUCUGCAUCUUUUCUUCACGUCGUAGUUCCUCCUGCUCGAACACAGAAAUGUGCUUCAGCUGCUCUGUUGUUGCUUUUAUAUUCAAAUCAAACUGAUGCAGCUCCCUGAACCCCCCACCCCCGCCCCCUGCUCACAGUGAUGUGCUGUCCUGAUAAUAAUAAUAAUAAUAAUAAUAAUAAUAAUAAUAAUAAUAAUAAUAAUAAUCAGGCUCCUGGUUACAUCCAGCGCAGCAUUUUCUUGUUGAUCUUGAAACGGUUGAACUGACCUUGAACAGAGGAAACUCAGCCACAGGUGACAAAUGAUACAUCUCAGGUAGUCAGGUGGGUUUAACCUUUCAUGAGGAAGGAUUAUUGGUCAUUUAUCGAAAGCAGGAUCCAGUACUUCUGGAUCGUUUCUCUUUCUUCAGACCUAAACUUUGUGAUCAAUGGACAUGAACCCGAGAAACGACAGUCAGUCUCAUGUUGUCAUCGCUUUGCAGGACAUGAAUCAUCGUAUUAACGACACAUUUCGGCAGUUUCUUAAUGAUCUUAUAUUGUUUUAAUGUGAUUUAGUCGUUUAGUUUCUUUCAGUGACGUCAUCUUACAGACCUGAACGUCAGAUAUUUAGACAGCGUUGAUGUGUUUUAGUCUGUGCUCCUCUUUGAAUGACGUGUUGUUCCAUGUAUGAACAGUAGCAGCAGCAGCAUCAUUCACACUGAACAGAGUCAAACCGCAGUUCUGCUGCCGGCCAUGCUUUUGUCAUUAUUUACAUGUGAAUUUAUGAAUAUUUGGUUUGUAAUUUCAUCAUUUUCUGAAAGCAUAAUGUGUAGAAAUAACUGAUUUUCUGUAAGUUUAGGUGGCAGUCAAACAUAGUUCGUACACAGUGACUGAUGUGCUGCCUCACAUGUUACUGAGUGUAAAUGACAGACAGAUGAUUAAAAUGAGCUUCAGACAGCAGACUGAUGGGGGUCUCUGAGGCUGUUUGGUUUCUGUCCCACUGAAGGAAAGUAAGCUGAAGAUGUUUGAUGAAUAAA